Messenger RNA from Ruditapes philippinarum (Manila clam), 2878 nucleotides. Its product is annotated as toll-like receptor 1. Gene Ontology annotation, molecular function: protein binding; transmembrane signaling receptor activity. The coding region runs from base 364 to 2583 and encodes 739 amino acids. Lineage: Eukaryota; Metazoa; Mollusca; Bivalvia; Venerida; Veneridae. The record is from RefSeq and is a predicted model, not a curated record. The transcript is spliced from 2 exons. Gene Ontology annotation, cellular component: membrane. Gene Ontology annotation, biological process: toll-like receptor signaling pathway; immune response.
UGCUGAUCGCAAACCAAUUAUGUUGGUUUUGUCGUGACGCGGCUUAUUUGUUUUAACAUCUUUAAUUGUCAUUUUGCACAUUGUGGUGGAAUUGUCUCGUGCCACGUGUAAAGUGUCUAUGGGUGCAAUUGUCCUGUGCACACCUCAAAAAGCUAUAUGACCUACACACUGUAUCACAUCAGUCUUUAUACAUUUGAUUAUUAUAUUAUCCGGGCAUGUUUUUACUAUCAAAAGAUAAUUUUGUAAUUCAUUACCCGUAUAAUGAUCAAGGAAGUUUUCAAUAAAUGGGCGAUUACUUCGUUUCAUUAAUUUCUCACGUGCUUUUAGAUACAGAAUAUACGGAGUGUAGCUGUUAAGGAAACAAUGAAACAAAGGGGCUGCGUAUAUAUUCACUUUAUUCUGCUAGCUCUUAUGCUACUUGAAACUCCAGGAUUGAUUAGGAUGGAAAAGAACGAUGACUGUUUACUUGAGAAUUCAAAUGUCGUAUGUGAAAGUAGAAUACCAUUCGUCGUACCUAGUAAAAUAUCAGGCAUUGUGAUCAGGGACUACUUAAAUAAUACUAUCGAUAAUACAACGUUUGCACAUGACAGUUGGUCUUAUGUAGAUUUACUAGAUAUAACAGUUAACCACAUAGUAUGGUUCCGUCUUUAUGACUAUAAUAUUUUCUCACUAAAGAGUUUAAGACAUCUUGGUGUACACUCUCCAUUUUACCAGUUCCAUAACGAGGCAAAGGUUUUUGAAGGACUAUCAAUGUUACACACAUUAAACUUAUCGUUAUGUCAUUAUCUCGAUGAAUCAGCUAUUCUAAAAUUACUCUCCCCAAUUAGUCACCUGGAUACUCUGCUUCUUGAUCAAUUUGCCUCAUCUGGUGACCGGUUUUUCAAAAUUGAUAAUGCAUUUAUAAAAGCAGUUCAUGAAAAGAAAAUACACAAGCUUAGCUUGAGUGGAUGCAAUUUAUUAUUCACGGGUCCGUUGUAUGUUAGUAAUAUGUCCAUGGUUUUAUAUGAUAUAGAUAUUUCAAAUACGUCACUUGUUAAACAGGUUAAUAUGUUAAUCAAUGACACUGUCCUAGACAUGUUAUUGCCGAAAAUUAAGGUUUUAGAUUUGUCCCUACUACAGAUGAGAUUUAUGAGUGUAGAUUAUGAUUUCCUAAAUAAUUACAUUUAUGACAAUAAGUGUACCGACACGAACGGUUUCUUAAAAUUUCUAUUGAGGGUAGAAAAUCUUAUGCUGAACAGUGUACUGCCAAAACAAUUGAGUGCGAACAAUUCGUUUAUUGACUUAUCACAAUGCAAUGUCGAUUUGCGGUCAUUACAUUUAAGGUCAAAUCACUUACAUUAUUUAAAUGUAUCAAUCCUGUGGCCCGAGGAUAUGUCUCUAUCUGCUAUUGACAUGUCUUCAAAUGACAUUGAAUAUUUAUCUCCCUGGCUUUUAAAUUCUGUAACAUCACUUAAAGUAUUAAAUCUCUCAAACAACAAAUUGCACCAUAUGCAAUUUUCUUUAGAGUUCAGUGAUUUGUUUAUUAACCAUACAAUUAUACAACGAUUGGUUCUUUCUAGAAACCGUCUAAGAUUUCUUCCUUUCGCGUUUUUGUCCUACAACACCAACUUAAUUAUGUUUAAUUUGUCAUAUAACAAAUUACCUUCUAUCAGUUUCGAUUUAAAAAAAAUGAUGAAAUUGCAGUUUUUGGACUUGAGAAACAAUGACAUAUAUUAUAUUGAUGGUGGUGAAUUGAACUCAUUAAAGGCAUUUGUAACAGAUUUCUCAACGCAUCGAAAAAUAUAUCUUGAGAAUAAUCCGUUCAUUUGUAAUUGUAAAUCAUCAAGUUUUAUUAAAUGGUUACUAGUUUACAUGACAAAUACUUUCAAUCAAAGUAUGACUUGUUCUUUGAAUGAGAAAGAUGAUGUUGUCAUCAAUGGGGCUGGGAUCAAAGAGACGGAAUUUUCUUGUAUCCGUUCAAAAAUAAUCAUCACAUCAGUUUCAACAGUGGUAUUCUUAAUAACUUUUGUUUCCAUUGGGACUGGUUUUAUGUACUACAGAAAGCGAAAGAAGAAAAAAGGGAGACGAAGGAAAACAUUUAUUGAUGAUUUCAAACUAGGUUAUGUUCCGGAAAAAUAUUUGUGUUUUGUAUCUUAUUCUAGCGAAGAUAAUGAAGCAGAUAUCAAGCAAGUUUGUGCUUUAAUAAAAGAGUCUUUACAGGAAUUUAUUCAGACUAACAAAGAACUUCUUUGUGUUGGCAAUGAAGAUUUUAAUCUCGGAAUUCCAAUCGUUGAUGAAAUAAUGAAAUGUAUUUCAGAAAGCUGUGUUGGACUUUUCUUUGUGACAACCAAUUUUUGCCAGAGUCAAUGGUGUGAAAUGGAACUUCGAGAAACAUACGAAUUACACAAACCAAUUAUUCUGAUAUUUAAAGAAGAAAUCGACACUUGCAUUAUGUCUCCAUUAAUGUUAAAAAUCUUUAGACAAUAUACCCGAGCUAAGAUUGAUUUUAGAGAUGGGCAGAUACAAAUGAUACCAAAUUUUAACCAAUUAUCAAAUUCCAUUUUAAUGCUAGAGUCAUUUGCGUAUUGUAAAGAAUUUUUGUAAAAAAUGAACGUAUUUUUCCAAAGGAGAACAAAUAUGGUAAAUCAUUCUACCCAUAUACACCCUAUGUUUACUCUAUAUAUUUGAAUGAUAAGUUUGAUCAAAUAUACGAUAUUGUAACUGUUAUACUUAUACAUACAUGUAUUAACGUUUGUUUCUAACAAUUUAGAUUAUUUAAGUGAGCAAAAAACUGUUUCUUAUAUUGGUUUCAUACAUUUUGGUUGUCCUCUUUUGCGGCUUUUGAUAAUGAGUAGUUACUUGUGUUAAUUAAUAUACCUCUAUAAUAAAAUAUAAUAAA